Molecule: messenger RNA, 3293 nt
Organism: Monopterus albus (swamp eel)
Lineage: Eukaryota; Metazoa; Chordata; Actinopteri; Synbranchiformes; Synbranchidae
Gene: scn3b
Product: sodium channel, voltage-gated, type III, beta
Exons: 5
Coding region: 2040-2645 (201 amino acids)
Biological process (GO): sodium ion transport; regulation of sodium ion transmembrane transporter activity; ventricular cardiac muscle cell action potential
Cellular component (GO): voltage-gated sodium channel complex
Molecular function (GO): sodium channel inhibitor activity; transmembrane transporter binding
Source: RefSeq, a predicted model, not a curated record
UGUCAAAUACUUAAAAUGUGCUGUAUUCAUCACUAUAUGUUGAAUACCUCUGAACCUGAACACAGAACACUUGAAAAGUGAAAACACAUAAUUCACCUUUUUUUCCAUUUUAAAUGCUUUACUUUGUGUUGAAACAAAAAGUCAGCCGUGCUGGAUGCCUGUAAAAUAGUCUGCUCUGAGGCUUCCUGUUGUCUUUCUGAGCCUGCGGCUGUCGCUAAGCAGGCCUCCUGUAGUCACCAUGGCACCUCAUUACUGUUGCUAUGGUUUUCUUAUAUGCAGGAUGUGGUUCACCAAAGCCUGCCAUAUUUAGUCUGCGUCUGGAAGCGCCAGCCUAUUGCUGAUGCUGACAGCAACACAAGGGCUCAGUGCCUCUUUGCUGUUCUUUUUAUAUUAAUAUAUACACCGGUGACUCCAAGAACUACCACAAAAAUCUAUUGAUUCUCUCUUUCAGCAGUUUUCAGUUUUGUACUGCUUUAAUACAGUGUAUUCUACAGGCAUGCUCAUUUUGUAUUUACAGAUUUUUUAAAAAGUUCACUUAUAGCUUUUUUUUAUCAGAAAUGCAGGUGUUUAAUCCUCUUAUUACUUCAGAUACGAUAGCUGCUAGAUAAACGCUGUCAUGUUGCAGUGAAAUUACUGCAGCUCCAUCAGGACACAGUGUCAGCAGCUCAAAUUAACCUGUUUUUCCUUUGUUCUUUCACAGAGUUGACAGAUUACAUCAAACAUCACAGAAAAAAGAGAGGCAGUCAAACAGUAUGGAAACCAGUGACAUAUAGAAUCUGGCAGAAAAGGUCAAGCCUUUUAGAGGAUAAACUCCAGAGGAUGGAAGAUCAUUAGAUUAGUGGGUUAUGUCCUGCACAGUAUUUUAUCAGCUCUGUUGCUGCAAUAAGCCAAAGAUAUAGAUUAGUUUGUGUAUGUGCUUAGCAUUCAUAUGAUUCCAAAAUAUGGAUUCAGGCUAGGAAUUACAGCAUAUGUAGUACUGUUUCAUGGUUUUGUGUAUAGACACAUUUGGGAAUGCAUGCAUAUUGUGGGGAGUAUGCUCACUUUGUAAACCUGCGAGCCUCUUCCUGCAGCCAGAAGGCUGUAAGCGGGCAGCUACAAUAAUUUAAAUAGCUGAACACGAUCAACUGAGCCACUGUAUCCUCUCAACACCGGUCCUGUUGUUGUCUUUGGACCAAGAUAACAUUACAAAGACGAAUAAUGCAAGUGCUGAUGUGUAGCAAAUGUGUUGAGUAAAAGGUCUUCCAUUUGGGUUGUUUGGCUCAUCAGCCUGCAGUUAUAAGAAAAGCAAAGCAAAUGCAAACAGACUUGCGGGACGACUCGGUUAGGCCUAUGACAAUAACAUGGUCAUGCACAUUGUAGUGUAGGAGGGAGUGACUCACGCAUGCGUAUCUAAGCCUCCGCUUCUGCCAGCGCUGGAAAACAAAGGCAGCGAUCCGCGGCCGGGAAAUGUCAUCAUCCAUUACUAAUGGAGGAAAUAGUCUUCAGAUAAUCAAGAGUGGUAUUCUUUGAAAUAACACAACUGUUUUCGUUGUUUUUGCUGUUUGUGUGUGCGAGCAAAGCUCCGGAUCUCGCAACAAUAAGUGAGUAACUCGGCUUUUGCGAAUCCACAGGUUCUUCCUCUUGGCUUUUUGUCUUUUUAUUCCGUGUUCUGGACGGAUCUAGACUGAAUGGCGGCAGCUGUGGGCGAAGGAUCUGUUGCAUCACUGGAGUAGCUGCCUCACAUCACGGACUUUUUCACCAAGUGGAUGAUAUCAUGACGUUUGCUACUUCAAAAUAGAUUAUAAUUAGCGAGGCGUGGGUAGCUGGUGGACUGAAAUCCGUAGGUGAACGCGUAAAGCCGGUUUGGUUCGGAUUUUCAGGCGUGAAGUGAAAGUUACCUGCUUUGUCAGCUGAGGAGAGGCGCUGUCCGUGGUCCUGAAGUCGUCUCGACACCUCCCGUUAUCUCGCUCCUGGUCUCGUGUGAAGACGGCUUAAAGGUUUCUCCAGAAAGUAACUGUUAGGGGAACGUUAUCAAUCGGCAGCGACACACGAAGCUUAAUAUGGUAACUCAAACCAGAGUUCAUCUGCAAACUUGGGUACUUUUGAUUUUUGUCGUCCAUGUGAGUCAGCCAGUAUGUGUCGAUGCCCCGUCUGACACUGAAGCCAUCCUGGGGGAACCCAUGAAGUUGAUCUGCGUCGCCUGUCUGAAAAGGGAGGAGGUCAAAGCAAAGACACGUGUGGACUGGUACUACACGCCAAACAAAGAAAACGGUCCAGCUCAUAAAACUCAUAUAUUCAAGUAUGAGUAUGGCACUCCAACAGAAUUGAAUGGAACAUUUAAGGGUCGUCUGUUCUGGAAUGGAAGCCAGGACUUACAAGACGUCUCCAUUCGGCUCAUUAACGUCACCUAUAAUGACAGUGGGUUCUAUGAGUGCCAAGUGUUUCGCAAGUUUGAGUUUGAGUUCUACAGUCCCUCUACCACCAUUUUCAGGAACUUCACGCUGACAGUGAAAGAGAAAGCCAGUGUGGACCCCACAGCGCUCUACUCUGAGAUCAUGAUGUAUGUGCUGCUGGUGUUCCUGACCUUAUGGCUCCUGGUAGAGAUGGUCUACUGCUACAGGAAGAUCUCCAAGUCUGACGAGCAGACGGAGGACACAGUGUGUUGACCAAUCACGAUGGGACUUUCAGGCUCAUGUGACAGAAACCUCAUCUCUGCCACCCUGAAGCUGUUGUGAAGAGCCAGUCAAAAAAUGUCCAAGUGCUCAUUUCUUCUUCUCUUUUUUUCCUCUUUGAACCUUUGUGCCAGGCAUCUGAAAUUAAAUGCUUUCACAAAUACAGCAGGUAAACAAACAAACAAACAUGUCAGUGUGCUGCACUUCUUUUUGGACAAAUACCAGCCAUAGUUCAUUUGGAUCUGCAGUGUGUAGAGUUACUGGUUAGUGGUACUUCUGCAAUUUAUAUCCCAUAUAAACAGAUAUGAUCCAAGGAAUUUGUCCUGCUGCUGUUAAAGCAAUUAUACUGACUGUGUAGUAUUGAUUAGUUCAUUUUGCUUUAUUACAAUUUUAUAAACUGAAAUUUUGGGUCACAGUUUCAUUUGUAUUGGCUAAUAUUUUAAUGUCUUUUUAAGGAAAAUGGAUUGCAUAGGUUUCACACUGUAUGAGUGUGCUUCGCUCCCUGUUCUGCUGUAUGUGUAAUGGAAAUAUAUAAAACAGACAAUACCCGAUUACACUAAUCCACGUCAUGUCAGUUCAUCUAGGGCUCUUUCUUAUACUCUUCUCUGUGUAAACCUUUAAGCCAUUUUCAACACUAAUGUC